AUGAGUUCAUCAAUUAAUAUUACCUUGUUAAGCAAGUGCACACAACACACAAUAGACAAAUAUCCAUGGGUGACUGAUUAUAAUUCCACAUUAAUUAGCAAUUUGAAUAAAACGGAAUUAUUGGAUUUGAUUGCGGAGAUGCUUCAAACGCCAACACCCGAAAAUUUCACGGGAAAUAUAAGAAAUUAUAUUACGAGCUGCUUAUUUUCGCAUCCACGAUUCGAGUUGCCGUUCUAUCAACAACUGAUAUGGAUAUGUCUCUUCAGCGCAAUGUUAGUUGUUGCUAUUAGUGGGAACGCCAUUGUUAUUUGGAUCGUACUUGCACAUCGUCGGAUGCGAACAGUAACAAACUAUUUUCUGCUCAAUUUAAGUCUCGCUGAUCUACUGAUGUCGACUUUAAACUGUGUGUUUAACUUUAUCUUCAUGCUGAACUCUGAUUGGCCAUUUGGAGCUGCCUAUUGCACGAUAAAUAACUUUAUUGCGAACGUCUCCGUGGGUUGCAGUGUCUUCACGCUGUGCGCAAUUACGCUUGACAGGUACAUUGCCAUCGUACGUCCCUUGCAGCAUCGCACUUCGCGAAAGAAAGCCCGGAUAUUUUUGCUGAUAAUAUGGGUGUCAAGCUGCCUUCUCGCAGCGCCAUGUAUCAUGUACUCGACGACAAUGACAAAAACAUACAUGAAUGGCAAAAGUCGCACCGUUUGCUAUAUGUUAUGGCCCGAUGGGCGCUAUCCGACAUCGAUGGCUGAUUAUAUCUACAACAUUGUAUUUUUAACGGUGACCUACGCCAUUCCCAUGAUGAUCAUGUUAGUUUGCUACACGAGUAUGGGGCGCGAGCUGUGGGGCAGUCGAUCGAUUGGCGAACACACGGAACGUCAAAUGGAAUCGAUGAAGUCGAAGAAGAAGGUCGUGCGAAUGUUCAUCAUCGUAUGUACCAUUUUCGCCAUAUGCUGGUUGCCUUAUCAAUUAUUCUUCAUUUACGCGUAUCAUAAUCCGAAAUUCACUUCGAGUUCUUACGCGCAGCACAUGUAUUUGGGCUUCUAUUGGCUCGCCAUGGCACAAUCAAUGGUAAAUCCAAUUAUUUAUUAUUGGAUGAAUGGACGUUUUCGUGUGUACUUUCAACAAGCAAUUUGCUGCUGUUGUAUCCGAUUUCUCAAUAUACCGUCUGUCGCGGCGAAAACGGGCACGAGAAAAUUAGGAACUGGAGGCAUUUUGAGCAAGAAACAGUCGCAUUCGGAGUUGGGUCGAACGAAAUCUGGUAAGAGAAAAAAAUUGAUCUUUAAACUUAUUUUCUCACGUUUGCACACGAGUAGCAGCAUGAGACACCAUCAUCAUCAUCAGCAUCAGCAACAAUAUCAUCUCCAUCACUCGUCACGGAACGAAUCCAUGUCGCCAUUGAAGAAGGUACCAAAUGAGAAUAAUAGUCUAUUAAGUGUUCCAUCAUCUUACACACAAACAACGGCAUCGCCCGUACCGAACAACACGAAAAACACAUCGACAGAGGAGAUAAUGGAUUUUCCUCCGACACCUACGGAUGCGUCGCCUUUGUCUUGUACAUCGCCUGCAUUGACAACAACAACGACAAAUGUUCCCGUUACAACUACCAAUCUAUUCAAAUUUUCAUGA
This is a messenger RNA of Culicoides brevitarsis, 1623 nucleotides long. Its product is annotated as tachykinin-like peptides receptor 86C. Gene Ontology annotation, molecular function: tachykinin receptor activity. Gene Ontology annotation, cellular component: plasma membrane. The transcript is spliced from 9 exons. Gene Ontology annotation, biological process: G protein-coupled receptor signaling pathway. Lineage: Eukaryota; Metazoa; Arthropoda; Insecta; Diptera; Ceratopogonidae. The record is from RefSeq and is a predicted model, not a curated record. The coding region runs from base 1 to 1623 and encodes 540 amino acids.